CCUCAAUCGGUCUUGGCACCUGGGCACAUUCUCUCCAUUUUUUCCAAAUCUAUCCUCACAAAUAUUCGCAUCAAUCCCUCGACCCCUUAGGCUGAGGCUACUAUUGCCGAGUGAACAGCGAUGCAGCUUCCUACCAUUGCAAUCGGCCUUGUGCUCUACCUCUUCGUGAGGACAUCCAGAACGUUGGCUUACGGUACGACCGGAUACAUCACAGAUGCAUGCGACGCGCUGUCGUCCCAGCUCCCGGACGACGUGGUUUACCCAAAUUCCACAGCAUACAUUGCGGCAAAUACCUAUUGGUCAAACAGACAGGGUGAAGUCAGCCCCUCAUGUUUUGUCACGCCAAGGUCUACCGCCAACGUGAGCGCCAUAAUCAAGUCCCUGACGGCACUCCAGGUGCCAUUUUCCGUCAAGGCUGGAGGGCAUACUGCUUUUGCCGGAGGCUCCAACGUCGACCAGGGCGUGACUAUCGACCUGCUGUACAUGAAUGAUAUCGUCGUGGCCAGCGACUUGCAGACAGUCUCGGUUGGAUCCGGAAGCCGUUGGAUCCAGGUGACAGAGGUCCUCGACCCGCUAGGGCUGGCGGUGGUGGGCGGUCGAGUUGCCGACGUCGGCGUGGCUGGCCUCCUCCUCGGCGGCGGUAUCUCAUAUUUCUCCGGAUUCCGCGGCUGGGCAUGCGAUAACGUGCAGAACUAUGAGGUCGUCUUAUCCUCUGGCGAGGUCGUCAACGCAUCUCCCAUCGAGAAUCAAGACCUGUUCUGGGCCCUGCGCGGCGGCGGCGGGUCUAACUUCGGCAUCGUGACCCGCUUCGACCUCGCUGCGUUCCCACAAGGCAAGCUGUGGGCGAAUAAUGUUCUAUACCCUGGUGCCCUAAACACGACCCUGAUACCACUUUUCACCAAUCUAACGAUAAAUGGCCUACCGGAAGAUCCUCAGGCGCACACAUACUUCAUAAUGACUUACUACCCGGAGUUGGGGGGGUAUGUCGCGGCUGCCAGCUUAUAUCAUGCGACGCCUCCCCCGGCCAACACAACGCCGCCGGUGUUCGCACCACUCAAGUCUGUCCCCGGGAUCUUGUCAGACACCGUCACUGUGGAAAACCUCUCCACGGCGCUUCGUGCGAUAGACCAGCCGUACGGAGACAGACAGACGUGGUGGGACACCUCCGUACUAGCCAUGGAGUCAGAGCUCUUGACAGACAUUGUGCCUCUCUGGGAAAAAGUAAUCUCCAAGUUUCUAUCAGCCGCAGCCGAGAACGCAGGAGCAAACGGCACAGCAUCCAUGGUUACGCCGUAUCUUGUCUUUCAGCCCAUACCCGUCAAUAUCCUCACAGCGAUGCAGAAAAAUGGCGGCAACGUGCUGGGACUCAAGCCGAGCGAUGGUCCGGUGAUGCUGGUUCAGCUCACUGUCGUCUGGGACGAUGCGAGUUUGGAUACACUGAUAGAGGGCGAGCUUAGUCAGUUGAUAGAGAAUGUUGAGGCCAUGGCGGAAGAGAGAGGCGAGUUGAAGGGGUUUGUAUACAUGAACUAUGCUGGAAGCACACAGCAGGUGCUGAAGAGGUACGGCCCGGAAAACUUUGAGAGGCUCAAGGAUGUGGCAAGUCAAUACGACCCAGAGGGGCUGCUACAGGAAUACUGGAAAGGAUAUUUCCAAUUAGCUGACGUCGAGUAG
This is a messenger RNA of Diaporthe batatas, 1671 nucleotides long. RefSeq lists its product as uncharacterized. The transcript is spliced from 2 exons. The record is from RefSeq and is a predicted model, not a curated record. NCBI's taxonomy places the organism in Eukaryota, Fungi, Ascomycota, Sordariomycetes, Diaporthales, Diaporthaceae. Gene Ontology annotation, molecular function: FAD binding. Bases 121 to 1671 code for a protein of 516 amino acids.